Lizanozyma spartinae is the source of this 3657-nucleotide messenger RNA. RefSeq names its product putative aminophospholipid-translocating P4-type ATPase (gene NEO1). Gene Ontology annotation, biological process: endocytosis; phospholipid translocation; retrograde vesicle-mediated transport, Golgi to endoplasmic reticulum. The transcript has a single exon. Gene Ontology annotation, molecular function: ATP hydrolysis activity; ATPase-coupled intramembrane lipid carrier activity; magnesium ion binding. The coding region runs from base 1 to 3657 and encodes 1218 amino acids. Gene Ontology annotation, cellular component: trans-Golgi network; endosome; plasma membrane. The record is from RefSeq and is a predicted model, not a curated record. Lineage: Eukaryota; Fungi; Ascomycota; Pichiomycetes; Serinales; Debaryomycetaceae.
AUGUCUGGUGGACGAGGGUAUUCAUUUAAUCAAGAUUCAUUUGAUGAACUAGACUCAUCUUUAGAUAGAGCGUUGCACAGUGCAUCCAAUACGUUGUUCCCUGCUUAUAAUGCCAGUGGUACGAGUUUGAGCGGUGCUCAACCUACGAGGUCUUCUUCACAGGGGUCCAUGAAUGGUGGAGGGAUACCUUUGAACACAUUACGAGACUCAAUGGGAAGACGAGAUGAUGAUGAAGGUGAUGGUGACAACGACAGUUCUCCAUUGAUCAGUAAGAAGCUUCGAAUGUCAUCUCCUGUUAAUAGAUUUGGUGGUGGUGGUAGUGGAGGCAAUGGGUUAUUGUCUAAUAAUAGUGGUGUUGGAGGCAGAGAUGAUAUACAUUAUAUUAGUUCUUCUGCUAACAGACGUCAAACAAGUAUAUCUGUGGCGUCCAAAGAACUUUUCAGCAAAUCAAUUAAUUUCUUUCAAAAUGCUAAACGAGAGUUGAAAAAGGACAGACUUCGUUUGGGUAGUAGUGGAAUAAAUAAUGGGGUCAUUGGUAAUACUGUUAGUGAAGAUUUAUUACAAAUUAACUCUGACACUACUUCAUCAUUGGCUACUGAUAGAUACAUUUCACCACGAAACAAUAGCUCCAAAGACUAUCCAUCAAAUGCAGUGUCUAACGCCAAAUAUAACCCCUUCACAUUCAUUCCAAUCAUUCUAUAUGAACAAUUUAAGUUCUUUUUCAAUAUGUAUUUUCUUUUGGUGGCCCUAUCUCAAGCAAUACCGCAAUUAAGAAUCGGAUAUCUUUCAUCAUAUGUGGUACCCUUGGUAUUUGUCUUGACAGUGACGAUGAUGAAAGAAGCAAAUGAUGAUAUAAAAAGAAGAAGGAGAGACAGAGAUCAAAAUAACGAACUCUUUGAGGUCCUAAAUAGAGUAGCUUCAAUUAGUGGUGAAUCUACUUUAGUUGCUUCGAAAGAUUUAAAAGUAGGAGAUUUGGUUCGUUUACAUAAAGAUACCAGAGUCCCGGCAGAUAUGGUUUUAUUACAAACCUCAGAUGGUACUGGAGAAGCUUUCAUCAAAACUGACCAAUUAGAUGGGGAAACUGAUUGGAAAUUAAGAGUGGCUCCUGCAGCAACCCAGAAGCUUAGUAAUGUACUGAGCUUCACUAAUCGUAUUUCUUUAAUAGUUGGUUCUCCAACCAAAUCUAUUCAUCAAUUCCAAGGUAAAUUGGUGUAUCAUCCCAAUCAAGUUGCAGGAUCAACAUCUCUGGUUUCAGAAUCAAAUGAAACAUUCCCAUUAACUGUGGAUCAAACUUUAUGGGCUAAUACAAUGCUUGCAUCAGGAAGUGCUAUUGGGAUGGUGGUAUAUACAGGGAUUGAAACAAGACAACAAUUGAACACAACAAUGACUGGAGUUAAAACAGGACUUUUAGAAUUUGAAAUCAAUAGAUUAUCCAAAAUUCUAUGUGUGACUGUCUUUGUUUUAUCUGUUAUAUUAGUUCUUGCUAACGGGUUCCCUUUAAAAUCUGGUUGGUAUAUUGAUGUGUUCCGCUUCUUGGUUUUAUUUUCUACAAUUAUUCCUGUGUCCCUUCGAGUCAAUUUAGAUUUGGCCAAAUCAGUUUAUGCAUCACAGAUACAAAAUGAUAAGGAGAUUCCUGAUACAAUUGUACGGACAUCUACUAUACCUGAAGACUUGGGUCGUAUUGAAUAUUUAUUGAGUGAUAAAACAGGAACAUUAACUCAAAAUGAUAUGGAAAUGAAGAAAUUACAUUUGGGAACUGUCAGCUAUGCCGGUGAAUCAUUGGAUAUGGUUACAGAUUAUGUCACACACAUGCUUCAAAAGCCGGAGUUUACUCAACCUUCAAAUGCUUCUUCCAAUACAACUAAAAAGAAGGACUUGAGUACCAAAGUUUGUGAUAUCAUUCAGACUUUGGCUUUAUGUCAUAACGUUACUCCAGUGUAUGAUGAAGAAGAUGGGUUAAUGCUUGAAAGUGUCACUUAUCAAGCAGCUUCACCUGAUGAAAUAGCAAUUGUCAAAUUUACAGAACUUGUGGGCUUAAGAUUGUUCAAACGUGAUAGAGCAUCCAUUUCAUUACUUCACCAAGCUUCUCAACGUCAAUUAGACUAUGAAAUUCUCUAUAUUUUCCCAUUCAAUUCAGACACCAAGAGAAUGGGGAUCAUUGUUCGAGAUGCUCAAACACAAGAGCUUUGGUUCAUGCAAAAGGGAGCUGAUACUGUGAUGUCACGAAUUGUCAGCAAUAAUGAUUGGCUAGAUGAGGAAACAGGAAAUAUGGCAAGAGAGGGUUUAAGAACGUUAGUAAUUGGAAGAAAGAAGUUGAAUGAAAACUUAUAUUUGGAUUUUGUUGAACAGUAUAAACAGGCAUCAUUAGCAAUGCAAAACAGAGAAGCAUCUAUGCAAAGAGUCAUUUCCCAUUAUUUAGAACAGGAUUUGGAGUUAUUGGGUCUUACAGGAGUUGAGGACAAAUUACAAAAUGAUGUUAAAACCUCCAUUGAGUUAUUACGUAAUGCUGGUGUCAAGAUUUGGAUGCUAACCGGUGAUAAGGUGGAGACUGCCAAAUGUGUAUCCAUUAGUGCUAGAUUAAUUCUGAGAGGACAAUAUGUUCAUGAAAUUACCAAGGUAAAUCAUCCUGAGGGAGCAAUGUCUCAUUUAGAGUAUUUGCAGACGGACUUGAAUUCUUGCUUAUUGAUCGAUGGAGAAUCUUUGUUUACUUAUAUGAAACAUUAUCGGAAUGAAUUCUUUAAUAUUGUGGUUGGGUUACCUGCAGUUAUCGCUUGUCGUUGCACUCCACAGCAAAAGGCAGAUGUUGCCUUAAUGAUUCGGGAAUUCACUGGGAAACGGGUUUGUUGUAUUGGAGAUGGAGGUAAUGAUGUGAGUAUGAUUCAAUGUGCUGAUGUUGGUGUUGGUAUUGUUGGAAAGGAAGGGAAACAAGCAUCUUUGGCAGCUGACUUUUCUAUUGAUCAAUUUUGUUAUUUAUCCAAGCUACUUUUGUGGCAUGGAAGAAACUCUUAUAAGAGAUCAGCCAAGCUAAGUCAGUUUAUUAUUCAUAGGGGGUUAUUAAUUAGUGUUGCUCAAGCAGUUUAUUCGAUCCUGUCUCAGUUUGAACCCUUGGCUUUAUAUCAAGGUUGGCUUAUGGUUGGAUACUCUACUUUAUACACUAUGGCACCUGUUUUCCUGUUGACUUUGGACUGUGACAUCGAUGAACAUUUGACUCGAUUAUAUCCUGAAUUAUACAAAGAGUUGACAUUAGGAAAAUCUUUGAGUUAUCGAACGUUCUUUAUGUGGACGUUUAUAUCUCUUUUCCAAGGUUCAGUGAUUCAAUUAUUGGCUCAAAAGUUCCAAGGUAUAGAGUUGAACAAUUUCACUAAAAUGGUGAGUUUAUCGUAUCUGAACUUAAUAUUGAAUGAAUUGGCAAUGGUGGUCAUUUCAAUUAGCAAAUGGAAUAGAACAAUGGUCAGUACAAUCGUGGCUACAUUGUUAGCUUAUAUUAUUCUGAUUCCUAUUCUACCUGAUUACUUUGAUUUGGACUAUGUGUCUUCAUUUUCAUUUGUCUGGCAAGUGGUUCUUACUAUAUCGCUCAGUUUAUUCCCUGUUUGGUUGUCUCAAUAUAUCAAUCGGAAGUUGCGUCCUCCUAAUUAUGCUAAAGUACAACAGUCUUAG